AAAACAAGAUAACCGACCAAAGAUUUUAUUACCAUAAACCAUAAUUUAAUUAUGUUAUAAAAGUAUAUCCAUUUAUCCCCAAAAACUACACAUUUCCAUCCUCAUUAAAAAUUAAAAAAAAAAGCUUCAAAAAUCAGUAUCUCUUCUCAUCAAUGGCGCCCAAUUACAACUUCAACCUUGUUGCCAAAGACUAUCCAUUCAUGACUUGUCUUGUGAAGGUGAACACUCGGUCGUCUUGGCAAAGAACUGUUACCAAAGUGUUGAACAAAUGUCACGGCAUAUACAGUUUCAGAAUGGACGACCACGGAGUAGUUGAAAUCGCCGGCGCAGUCGAUCCAAGCAUGCUGCUGAAAAUGCUCGGAAAAUCCGGAAGCAAAGCGGAGCUGCGUUGGUUACAGUUCGGCGAGUGUUCCAGCAAUUUAUUCAUGCCCGUGAAGCACACGAAUAACGGAGGGUACUACGGUGGGCCCACCACCUACUCGCAAGACGGGAGAUACCUCCAUUAUGGCGAUCUGACCCGUCCGAAGCUACCUUCACAAGACGGUCUCAGAUCAACGGCCCACAAUCAAAGCCACCACAACUACCAAGAUUAUUACGAUCAGUACGCCCACAAUCACAACAACCAGGAUUAUUAUCCGCUCCCGAGUGAUUAUAAUCAAGCUUAUGAUUAUGGACACGAUUAUCCAAAAUCUUAUGAUUAUGGAUAUGAUUGCAACCAUAACGAUUACAGACAGGAUUAUCAGAACUACGGGCGUGGUUAUCGUGGUGAAGAUAUCGAAUGUUGCACAAUCAUGUGAGAUUGUGUUGCACUACUCUACACACAACUGAAAUAUAUAUAUUUUUUAUUUCAGUUGAGUUUAUUUGUCUACGAGCACUUUUUUAGAAGCUCGGUAGUCUUGUUUUUGUUUCGGUUACGAGCACAUUUUUAGAAGCUCGUUAGUCUCCGAUUUUUUUUUUCUUUCCUCUAUUUGUAUCAUGGAACAUUUGAAUAAACUAUUGUUUAGUCUUGUGUAAACAAUGUCUAGUUUCUUCAUUUAUCGAAGAAUUUCGAUAAUUAACUACUCUAUGAAC
Erythranthe guttata (spotted monkey flower) is the source of this 1071-nucleotide messenger RNA. RefSeq lists its product as uncharacterized. NCBI's taxonomy places the organism in Eukaryota, Viridiplantae, Streptophyta, Magnoliopsida, Lamiales, Phrymaceae. The record is from RefSeq and is a predicted model, not a curated record.